This is a messenger RNA of Esox lucius (northern pike), 1496 nucleotides long. It is a transcript of the gene rs1a, whose product is annotated as retinoschisin 1a. NCBI's taxonomy places the organism in Eukaryota, Metazoa, Chordata, Actinopteri, Esociformes, Esocidae. The coding region runs from base 142 to 825 and encodes 227 amino acids. The record is from RefSeq and is a predicted model, not a curated record. The transcript has 6 exons.
CCUCGUGGAUUAUCAUAAUCCAGCCCCAGUGCCGUCAGAGUGGCCUGAGUGCGUCGUCCCGCCAAGGUCCCGUAUAGUGUUGCGUUAGUGGUUUGGGCCAGUGGUUUCCUAGCUGUUUUGGACUACUGACGGAAGACAAAGAUGGAGCCCCACGGACAUUGUAUUCUGGUGGCCCUUCUGCUAGCUAGUAACGUUCUACUAAGCGUACGCUCUCAGGAGGAAGUGGAGGUCACUGAGAAAUGGACUGAACAGGCCUGCAGGUGUAACUGCGAUGGGCCAGAGUCCCCCACUCAGUUCCCCUCCCUCUCCAGACGUGUCAUGGAGUGCAUGCCAGAAUGUCCGUACCACAAGCCUCUGGGUUUUGAGGCCGGAUCAGUGAGCCCUGAGCAGCUCAGUUGCUCCAAUGAGGACCAGUACACGGGCUGGUUCUCCUCCUGGCUCCCCAGUAAGGCCAGACUCAACAGCCAAGGCUUUGGGUGUGCGUGGCUUUCUAAGUUCCAGGAUAACAGCCAGUGGCUACAGAUUGACCUAAAAGAAGUGAUGGUGGUGUCUGGGAUUCUAACCCAGGGCCGCUGCGAUGCUGAUGAGUGGAUCACCAAGUACAGCGUCCAGUACCGCGCUGACAACAACCUCAACUGGAUCUACUACAAGGACCAGACAGGCAACAACCGGGUGUUCUACGGCAACUCGGACCGCUCCUCCUCAGUGCAGAACCUCCUGCGUCCUCCCAUCGUGGCUCGCUACGUCCGUAUACUCCCUCUGGGCUGGCACACUCGCAUCGCCAUCCGCAUGGAGCUGCUUCUCUGCAUGAGCAAAUGCGCCUGAUCUGCACCUGAGCUCAGCUCAUGUAAACCCGACCCCAUCCUCCUGACGACCAGGGGUCCCGAUCUCUCCUCUAACCCUACACCUAGACAGGCCAAGGUGGAAUCCACAGCUCUGGAAACGUUGUCCCCCUUUCCACAGCUCAGACAUUACUGUGGUAAUUAUGGACCCCUUUAUUCCCCACCGCCCCCCAAAAAGGGCUCAGUGAUAGGCCUACCUGGUCCCAUGUGAUUGGUUGUAUAUGUGACCGUCCAACCGUUUUCAGUACGGGCGCUAAGUGUUAAGAUUAAUGUGUACUUUUUAAAUCAUUAGGCCUACUCUGACAGAAAGGGGCUGAAUGCACGUGAAGCCCAGUGAAGAUGGUAGUUGGGAACGUCAGAGGAAGAGGAGGCUUAACGUCAUGUGGUGAAUUUAAUUGUGUGUACUGUACUGUGUGUAGAGUCUGAUGUGGUUUGUGACAGAGAUGUCUAGUCGGGGCAAGAAACAAGCUAUGAAAUGCCAGAGGAAAUCUGCAUCUCUGACGUGCAUGAGAAUAUGGAUUAAAAGGUUUGGGGACUCCUGAUGUGGAGUGCAGUGGGGGAUUUUUUUGUAAUAUUGUCUAGAAAAGCCUGUUUUAUUGUAUUCUUUUAAAGUACCAUGGAAACCAGUUCCUGAAAUAAAUACAUUCUCUUGUA